AUGCGUCCUUCCAUAUCUUCUCUCCUUUCGGCACCACUGUUCUGUGCAGCGGUGCUCGCUGGCCAAACUACUGACGAUGUGUCAACACUCGCAAAUGAGGCUGCCAAAGCCAGCAAUCAAUCGCUGCUAUGGGGCCCUUACAAGCCGAACUUGUACUUUGGAGUUCGUCCUCGAAUUCCCAACAGCGUUUUCGCCGGCUUGAUGUGGGCGAAGGUCGACAACUAUGCCACCGCCCAAGAGAACUUUAGACAUACCUGCGAGCAAAAUGAAGGAAUGGCAGGCUAUGGCUGGGACGAGUACGACGUUCGAAAGGGCGGCCGGGAAACGAUCCACGACGCCGGAAACUCGCUCGACUUGAGUAUCGAUUUCGUCAAGGUCCCUGGCGGACAGCAUGGAGGCAGCUGGGCUGCACGCGUGAAGGGCGUUCCUCGCGAUGACGCUUUGCCCGACCAACCCACGACCGUGGUCUUCUACGCUAGUAUGGAGGGACUUGGUAGCUUAGGAGUUGCAACUGAGAGCGAUGACCCUAGAGGAUUUGAGGGCAACGUCAAACUGAAUGGAUACACGACUGAGCUUGGGGAUUUCUCAAUUGAUGUGACUACGGGCCCUCAGAGCAAUGAGCAUCCUGAGUUCGACCAUCCCUCGUAUGACGACAAGCCGUUGGACCGUACUAUCGUGUCGAGUUUCGCUGUGCCGCCGGAGCAUACUUGGCAGACCAAGGUGCUCCUGUUUUCGCAGAUGAAGAAAGCCGUUGACGAGACGGUUCAGAAAUAUGGCGCAGACAAUCCGCCUCCACCUGCCCAGGUCUUUACCAUCAACAACUCGCCCGGCGAGGGGAAUGUUCAGUUGGUGCAAAAGGUUUUCUCUGGCGCUUUCGAGGUAUGUCACGUAAUUGGUCUCGGUGGCAACCAAGCUUACAACGGGCAGUUUGACAUUCUAUUCUCUUCCGCUUCUUCGCCAGAACCUCUCACCUCUGAUGUUCUUACUACUGAAAUUGAGAGCACUUCGCUCUCCUUUUCCGAGAGGUUCAAGAAGAUACUCUCCCCGCAGGCGCCCUUUGACUCGGCAGACUACCUUAAGUUCUCCAAAUCCAUGCUCUCAAACCUCAUCGGCGGUAUCGGCUUUUUCCAUGGCACGGACAUUGUUGACCGCUCGGCUGCCCCAGAGUAUGAUGAGGAGAAUGAGGGCUUUUGGGAAGAAACAGAGGAAGCCAGAGGCCGGGCACAGCCUGUGCUUGAGGGACCAAAGGACCUAUUCACUUCGGUGCCCUCUCGUCCAUUCUUCCCCCGCGGCUUCCUCUGGGAUGAAGGUUUCCACUUGCUCCCAAUCCUAGACUGGGAUCCUGAUCUUGCACUUGAAAUCGUGAAGAGUUGGUUCAGCCUAAUGGAUGAAGAUGGAUGGAUUGCGCGCGAGCAGAUUCUGGGUAGUGAGGCCCGAAGCAAGGUCCCGCCUGAGUUCACGGUUCAAUACCCUCAUUAUGCCAACCCGCCGACUCUCUUCAUGGUCCUAGAAGCCUUUAUCGAUAAGCUCGAUGCGCAAGACAAGUCAGCUCAGAUCUACUCUGAGAACGAGGGCCUGCACUCUGUCUACGUAAAUCAGCCGAAGCUUGGAGAAGAUUUCAUCCGCUCGAUCUAUCCCCUCCUCAAAAGACACUACUUCUGGUACAGAUCUACUCAAUACGGUGACAUUAAGUCUUACGACCGUGAAGCAUUCUCAACUAAAGAAGCAUACCGCUGGCGCGGACGCUCCGUACAGCACAUCUUGACAUCCGGAUUGGAUGACUACCCCAGGGCACAGCCUCCCCACCCUGGUGAGCUUCACGUGGACCUCAUUAGCUGGAUGGGCAUGAUGACCCGGGCACUUCGCCGCAUUGCGGACACCCUCGGAGAGACUGAGGAUGUUGAGGAAUUUAAGACUUACGAAACCGCCAUCGAGCGGAACAUUGACGAUCUUCAUUGGGAUGAGGAUGCGAAGACUUACUGCGACGCCACAAUUGACGACUACGAAGAGUCGGUCCACGUCUGCCACAAGGGAUAUGUGUCGAUCGCGCCUUUCUUGACAGGCAUGGUGGGCCCUGACAGUACUCGCUUGGAGGCCACCCUGGACUUGAUCGAGGACCCGGAGGAGCUUUGGAGUGACUAUGGUAUCCGAAGUCUUAGUAAGAAGGAUGAGUACUAUGGCAGCGCUGAGAACUACUGGAGAAGUCCCGUGUGGAUCAACAUCAACUAUCUUGUGCUGAAGAAUCUUUACGACAUUGCCCUCGCAUUCGGUCCCCAGCAGGAUCGAGCCCGCGCUACAUAUUCCAGCCUCCGGAAGAACCUGGUGGAAAAUGUGUUCCGGGAGUGGAAAGACACCGGAUUCGCCUGGGAGCAGUACAACCCAGAGACAGGAAAGGGACAGCGGACACAACACUUCACUGGCUGGACCAGCUUGGUGGUCAAGAUGAUGGCCAUGCCUGACCUUCCCGCCAUCGAGAAGACCGGCCAUGACGAGCUUUGA
Messenger RNA from Aspergillus mulundensis, 2499 nucleotides. It is a transcript of the gene cwh41, whose product is annotated as mannosyl-oligosaccharide glucosidase. Gene Ontology annotation, cellular component: endoplasmic reticulum membrane. NCBI's taxonomy places the organism in Eukaryota, Fungi, Ascomycota, Eurotiomycetes, Eurotiales, Aspergillaceae. Gene Ontology annotation, biological process: protein N-linked glycosylation; oligosaccharide metabolic process. The record is from RefSeq and is a predicted model, not a curated record. The transcript has 6 exons. Gene Ontology annotation, molecular function: Glc3Man9GlcNAc2 oligosaccharide glucosidase activity. The coding region runs from base 1 to 2499 and encodes 832 amino acids.